CAAUAAUAACUAUAAUAGUAAAUACUGAAUAGUAAUGUCAGUCGGACUCAGUGCUGUACACAUUUUAUUUUAAUGUUCACUUGUCGCAUUUUGCUUUUGUGUGAGACACUGAAUUAUUUUAUUACAGUGUGAAUUUAUUAAAUCCAUGUCUAAGAAUAUGUCUCCAGCUGUCCGCUAUGCAAGCUGGGACGAGUAAUUGGGACCGUGAAUUCGAAGACAUGACGUCUAACGAUUCAGGCGUGGAAAGCAGCACGGACAACGACGAUUGUGCGCAGCCGAGAUUCAACAAGAGGCUUGUAUCGUCUGCUGAGAUGUCCUUAGUGCCAGUGCGAAGGAUGAAGAACCAUGAUUUUCCGUUGUCGCUGUGCUUGAACUCCAUAUCCGAACCCCCGAUCGUGUUCGCGCGACCUAUAAUCAACGAGAUUCCUGGUCGUAAGUUCAAGUGCCUAUUUGAGUUGGCAAAUCCCGCGUUUCCGAGCACGUUGGAUAGAUUUCAAUCCUGUCUAACUCCCAUACAAGAGUACACUGAAAUGUUGUUGAAAAUGGAGAAAAAAGGCAAUUCAGCUCAGACCAAAAGCAAUAUCGGCCCCAGCCGUUCCCAUUUGUGUCGUACUUACUUGAGGUCAAAUUCUUUUCAGUCUAGAGAUAGUCACAAACUAUGUCGAGCGGCAAACAUGAAUAACACUGAAGUACUGGAGCAAUUUCUCAAGAACGGUGUUGAUCCAAAUUGUUGGGAUAGUAGAAAACGAACGCCCUUACAUUUGGCAGCAAGCAAAGGUUAUGCAGAAGCUGUGGGUUUAUUAUUGAAAUAUGGUGCCAAUCCAAAUAUAAAAGAUGCUUUGGGAAACACUCCAUUACAUUUAGCUGCUUGUACACAUCACAUGGAUGUAGUAACAUUACUCUUAAAAGGAGGAACAGAUGUAAGUAGCUGUGAUGCCCAAGGCCGAAGUCCUUUACAUUUGGCCCAGUCAAAAUUACGCCUGUUGACUCAUUGCAAAAGUGAUGUCUGCACAUCGGUUAAACAGACAGUAUUACAGGUAAUUGAAAUGCUACUGGCAUAUUUUGAUAAAAAAAACAGCUCAGAUGAAGCAGAACUAUUGAACGCCUUCCAAACUAGAUUACAAAUAUCAGAUACAGGUGAAAGGGUUAGCACUGAAAUUCAAGAUCUUUUAAACAAUUUAUCUACAUUAAAAUUAAACAAAUAAGCCUGAAAUCAUUGAAAACAUUUUUUUUUUUAGUUUUAUAAAACUAUAUAUUUAUAUUAUUGGUCAAUACUAUGUUAUGAAAUUAUUAUAAUAUUUUUUUUUUUUAAAUUAAUUUGACCAAUUAGUUAAUAUUAUAAUUUGAACUUUUAUUUUAUAAUUGAGUUAUACAUUGAUUAUAGAUAUUAAUAAUUGUAACCAAUGGAUAUUCAUUUUUGGGAGAAUAAUUUUUGAAACGAUGAAAUAAAAAUUCACUGAAAGCUUGUAAAACAUAGUUGUUUGAUAAAUUAAUUUUAUAUGUUAUUUAUAAUUAAUAGUAAAGUAGAAUAUUUAAUUUAUAUUUUUUUUUGUUCUAUUUCAAGACUAAAUAAGUAAUUACACUUUAAAAUGAUCAUUAUAAUUGUUUUUUUAAAACAACGAAUACGAUAAAGUAUAUUAGUUUAUAUAGUUAUAUGAUACAUUAGUUUUAGUCAUAAAAGGGACUUAACUCUGCUAUAUAGUCUCUUUAAACGUACAACAUAAAAAAUAGUCUUCAGCUAAGUUUGAAACCAAUUUUGUUAGUUAUCUUAAUAAUAGAGUGAAUAAGUAGUAAAAUAUUAAAGUAUAAAAAUUCACAUAAUUAAUAACUAAAUGUAAUUUAAAUUCAAAACCAACUUACUAACACAAUGCAUAUUAAAUUAUACAGUUGGGCUCAUUGAUGACAAUUUUAUUAUGUUGUACAAUUGUAAGACUUAGACAACACACAGGUGUGGCUCCCUGUUAAGAAAUCUACAGACUUGAUAUUAUAUGUUUGAAUUACUUCAUAAACAUAUUUGUGUUUUUGAAAAUAUGUUUAGAUAAUAGAUUUUUUUUAUAUAGUCUUAAGUAUGCAUUAAAAGUAAUUUUUAUGAGUUAA
Aphis gossypii (cotton aphid) is the source of this 2097-nucleotide messenger RNA. RefSeq names its product ankyrin repeat domain-containing protein 54. Lineage: Eukaryota; Metazoa; Arthropoda; Insecta; Hemiptera; Aphididae. The record is from RefSeq and is a predicted model, not a curated record. Bases 177 to 1205 code for a protein of 342 amino acids. Gene Ontology annotation, cellular component: cytoplasm; nucleus. The transcript has 5 exons. Gene Ontology annotation, molecular function: protein binding.